Symbiodinium pilosum is the source of this 1305-nucleotide messenger RNA. The record is from the annotation of a GenBank genome assembly. Lineage: Eukaryota; Dinophyceae; Suessiales; Symbiodiniaceae.
AUGGAGGCUGCGCAGGCAGCAGCAUCUGCCCGCAGCCCUGCCCAAGCUAUUGGGGUGGAUAGCAAAGUGGCCAGCUUUUUGGAGCCAUUUGGUUCGAGGAUGAUUCUUGCACAGGCUCAGCUCCAGGACUAUGUGGUCAGGUUGGCAGCGAUCCCCGCCAUCCAACACCCCCUGGAGUACAUUGCAGAGGUCGGCAUCGUGCAGGAUGUCUCACACGCAGCUCUGGGCCAGCGGAAGAUGUCUGCAGAAACCAUGCUGUGGCUGUUUCUGAUGCUGGCGGGCUUGGCGCUCUUGGCGCUGGUCAUCGUUCCUAAGGCAAAGCUGCAAGUAUGGGGUUUCUUCUACUUCUUCUUGGCACGUGACAAGAAGCCGUGCAAACCAACCGACAUGAAGCUGGACACGUCUUCGCCGAACUGCAAGCGCAUGAAGAUCGUGUUCAUCCGUCAUGGCGAGUCACAGUGGAAUUCCGUGUUUAACCAGGGAUGGAAGAUAUUCUUGCCUUUCCGACUUGUUCGAGCUUUGAUAAGGGAGGCCACGAUGACAUUCCAAAGAGAUUCCAUUUUCUAUGAUUCACCGUUGAAUGACAAGGGCAUCCAGCAAGGCUGGGAUUUGUUGGCGUUUCUGACCUCACAGCCGGCAGGUUGCCGAGAUCCUGGAGCUUGCCAGAAGCCUGCGGAGCAGCUCCAGGUGGAGGAUAUUGUUUCCAUGAUCCGCGGCGAUGCGGGUGAAAGCAUUGUAGUGUCCUCCAUAUUGCGGAGGGCAGUGUCCACCAUCCUGCUAGCUUUGAGUCCGCGAUUACUUAAAACGACAUUCGCAAAAGACCGCGUUCACUUGAUGACUUCUCUGCAGGAAAUCAGUAGAAAUGUUGACACGCUGUCGGUCACACCGGCUCGGUCAAUUCCGAAGUGUCCCCCGGAUGAGGCCAAGAUGAAGAACAUGGGUGAUCUUAUGUCCCAUUGGUACAAAACACGACUCGAUCAUCGCCACAACCUGGGCAACAAGACCUUGUCCAUGAAGGCAGACAAGCGUCAAAAACAGUUUGUGAAGUGGGUGUUCGAACAGAAGGAUGUGGACUGCAUCAUUGUCGCCGGUCAUUCGCUGUGGUUCCGCGAAUUCUUCAAAAGCUUUAUGCCCAAGUCCUCAACGCACGUUGCCAAGACCACGAAGAUGGCAAACUGUGCUGUUGUUGCCUUCGACUUGUACCGAAACAUCCAGCACUCCACAGAAGUUAUUCGCAUCCCACCAGAGAGCAUCAAGGAAAUCUACGGUGGGUUUGAGGUCAAGGGCAAGAAGAAGAAGGCUUGA